AUGGGCAUGCUAAAUGGCUUGGCGGCAGCGACUGCUCUCUUCCUUCCGCGCGCAGAGAGAUCUCGCUUUUCUUCGCCGCGAAACACCAGCUCAAAAGGUCGGGAAUACAUUGGCUCUCCAGCCAAAAAGGCAAAAUCAUCGUCAUCGCAACAAAGCCCACAUGAAAACCCGUCCACAGAUAUUGAAAGCUCCGGAAUCAAGAGAACCGUUGAUACUAAUUUCGAGACACAAGAAGCGUGGACCUUCCUGGUGACGCAGGCAUCGUCCGAGGCUCAAGUUCAUCGUCUCAUGAAGGUGUUGGAAGGGGUUCUGGAGGGCCCCCAAACAGACCGAAAUCUUCUAUCGCAGAUUGUGUCUCGCAUUGUGCGUCUUUUUCAAGGGAGAAAAGUUAUUGAUCAAGAGGCACAGAGAUUCGAAUGCGCCGGUCGCUUCUCCCUCGUCUUUCUCACUCACGACAUUGAGGUAAUCAAAGCUCAGGAUUGGAAGCUAGCGCCUGGACAGAGUCGUCAGCAUGCGGCAGUGAUGUCAAUUUCAAAACAACUGAAUGUGGAGCCAGAUGAGAUCAAGAAGGAGUGGAGGCGAAGUCGGAAUUAUGUUAAGUUGCUGGAGGAAUUGGGUCCAGCUUCUCUGUUGGAAUUGGGAACCGGGGUGAACUGGUACUGGGAGAAAGCUCUUACAAAACAGGACGUCCUUCUCUUCAUCCGAUUUUUUAGGGAAAGGUUGCCGUUACUCGAAGCCCGGAUCAAAGAAUUCAAUCAAGUCGCAGGCGAGAUGAUCUUGGACGGAAUGCUCGCCUAUGGGUGGACAAAAGAAGCCAUUUGUCAAACUGAAACUCGGCUUAGAAACGCUUUAUGUCGACAUUGUCCCGGAAUUUUUGGUCUUUCUCUCUCUACAUCCAGCGGGGAUUUAGCUGGCGAAUUAUCAGAUGAGGAAAUCGUUGAUUUUCAGGAAGGCCUGCCACUAGCAGAAGAACAGCUGCUUGAUUCGCUUUUCGGUCCGCUACCGUUCGAAGCAGAUCUCAAUAUACCAAGCUUACUAGGAAAUGAAUGGAAUAUGGAUGUGUCUCAUAGCCCUGUGGCAAGUUUUCUCGAAAAUGAUGGCAUAUUUCAGGAUAAUUCGGCAGACUUGGAAUAG
Messenger RNA from Penicillium longicatenatum, 1134 nucleotides. RefSeq names its product glutamate decarboxylase. The record is from RefSeq and is a predicted model, not a curated record. Lineage: Eukaryota; Fungi; Ascomycota; Eurotiomycetes; Eurotiales; Aspergillaceae. The transcript is spliced from 5 exons. The coding region runs from base 1 to 1134 and encodes 377 amino acids.